Messenger RNA from Mucor mucedo, 1201 nucleotides. RefSeq lists its product as uncharacterized. The transcript is spliced from 5 exons. The coding region runs from base 121 to 1071 and encodes 316 amino acids. The record is from RefSeq and is a predicted model, not a curated record. Gene Ontology annotation, cellular component: cytoplasm; protein phosphatase type 2A complex; nucleus. Gene Ontology annotation, molecular function: protein tyrosine phosphatase activator activity; peptidyl-prolyl cis-trans isomerase activity. Gene Ontology annotation, biological process: mitotic spindle organization. Lineage: Eukaryota; Fungi; Mucoromycota; Mucoromycetes; Mucorales; Mucoraceae.
GGGGUGGAGCCGCUGUAUGUGUGUGUAAUUUUACGGUGUUUGGAAAUUGUUUUUAAAGCAGCAACAGCACCAAAAAAAAAAACCUUUUUCUUUUUUCUAGGACAUUGAUUUUAUCUUUUAAUGGCGAUACCAUUGCUUCCGAAUAUACUCGAGUCGUAUGUACCAACGACACCGGUAUCUCGUAUUCAUCAACAGCAUGAUAUCGAUGAAUUUAUAAAGACAGCAGCAUUUGAUCGCAUCAUGACGUUUGUCAUGUUGAUUAAUCAAAGUGUCAUGAAGAAAAAGAUAUCCGAUCCCUGUCAUAUAUCACCCUUGACACAAGGUAUUUUGGAUAUGCUCGAUACGUUGGAUGGGUGGUUAGAAGAGUUUCCUCCUUUAGAGAAUGCCCAAAGAUUUGGUAACAAGGCGUUUCGGUCUUGGGUGGACAAGUUAAGCGAGUGUUCAAACGAGUUGAUGACGCGUGUUUUACCCAACGCACUUCAUGUGGCAAUUCCUGAGCUGACAGAGUAUUUGAAUAAAGGAUUUGGCAACGAGACAAGAAUUGAUUAUGGAUCUGGACACGAGUUAAGCUUUGCAGCAUGGUUAGGGGGGAUUGCUCUAUUGGGUGGAUUUGAAGUAUGUGAUUAUCAGGCGAUUGGAUUAAGGAUCUUUGUAAAAUAUCUGGAACUGGUGCGCAAGAUUCAGAAAAAGUAUUCGUUGGAACCAGCCGGAAGUCAUGGUGUGUGGGGAUUAGACGAUCACCAGUUUUUACCGUAUGUUUGGGGUAGCGCUCAAUUGAUUGAUCAUCCCAGAAUUACACCCAAAUCCGUGUUAAAUAAGGAGAUGGUGGAAGCAUAUGCCAGUGAGAACAUGUAUUUCAGGUGUAUUCAAUAUAUUCUAGAGGUCAAGCGCGGACCAUUCUUUGAGCAUUCGCCCAUGUUAAAUGAUAUUGCAUCCGUGUUGACGUGGAGUAAAGUGAAUUCAGGAAUGACGAAAAUGUAUGUUGCUGAAGUACUGAAAAAGGUGCCUGUGAUUCAACACUUUAAAUUUGGCGGGUUAUUCCCGUUUGAAACAGUUGUGACUCCCCAUUAAAUUUAAUAUAAUCUGCCCAUAAAAAUUUCUCUUUUUUUCUUUUCUUUUUCCUUUUUCUUUUUUAAAAAAUAUUCAAUUUUAUUACAUAAAAAGAGAAAAGAUGAGGUUUCUUCAUGAUGGCCAUUCAAAA